AGUUAAUGUUAUGAAUGAAUUGAUUAUCAACGCGCAGUUUAAUGAAAACAUCGUCCAAUGGAGAGUGCAAAAUAUUAUCACUUGCAGUACGUGAGAGAAAAUUGGUUUGAAGUUGAGCUUGUUAAGAAAUAAUCAGAGAAAAAACGACGUGAGCUAAUUGGCUCAGUUCGUUUCGUGCAAAUUAGUUAACACAGAUAGACCUGUGGAUUCAGUUAUUUUAGGCAUUUCCAUGCACAGUUCAGUCUGUGCCUUAUGGACGUACAGACAUGACUAGCAACGAUUCAACGAGCGAUUUCUUGGUGGUUUUACACUCUGUAGUAACUCCAACGAUAUUUUGUGUUGGCUUCUUGAGCAACACAAUUUGGAUAGUGCUUUUGUGCAGACAACUUUUCAGAUACACAGUGAAUUCGAAAACACCGAUGGUAAUGGCGUUAGCUUUAGCGGUUUGUGACUGUUGUUGGGUAUUAUUCAGUGGUAUCGGAUGGUUAAUUUGGCAAUUCUCAACUCGUUCUUCAAAAGAUUUACAAGUAUUCCGAUAUAUUCUCUUCAUAGAUGCGUUUUUUGAGCGAAUGUCGCAUCUUCUUGUUGUCUCUGCAAGUAUUGAGCGUUUUCUAGCAAUACAAACACCAUUUUUCUACGACAAAUACAACUCAUAUACUCGCUUAAUUAAACUGAUCAUAAUCUGUUCCAUCUACUCUUUUUUAUUUUCAGUUAUUAGAUUGAUGUAUGAUAUGGAUAUAUAUGAUAAACUUACUAUAUAUAAUUUUUCCAAAGAAGCUUCUAAUAUUCGAGUAUUAUACGAUGGUUGGACAUUAUGUGAGCUUGUAAUGAUGCUUAUUAUCUUAACUGUUUGCAAUGCAACCGUUAUAAACUGUUUAAAAAUACUUCGUGAGCGUCUAAUAUCUUGUUGCCCCAGAAAUUUAGAAGGGUAUCUCAAACAAACAGAUAUGGUAAAAGGAAUUCAUGCUAAUUUCAGCUAUAUGUUGGUAGCCAUAACGUGUGUUCUCGCCAUCACAAGUAUACCGUACCAGGUGCGAAUCAUAUGUAACCGAGCAUAUAUUUGGCAGUCUCGAGUCGCUGAUUACAUCGCUUCCCUGAUGCUUCGUUCCACGCCUAUGAUAAACCCACUUGUUUACAUCUUCUAUCAGAAAUCGAUAAGACAAAAGAUCAGUGCAAAGUUUUCAUGUUUUCAGAAAAUCCACCCGAUAGAUAUUGAUGAAUGACCUCUGUGAUUUUCCGUCUACCAUUCCCGAAAGGAAACCAGAACAUUUACCAUUAGUACAGUUUGAGACCAGGUAAUAGAGGAGAGGAACUUAUAUUGUACUAGCGCCACCUGCUCUGUACCUUCAUGUUUGUUUCCAAUUGAGUUGAAUGUACAUUUACAUUGGAUCUGAAUUCGAGCCUUCAUCAUCAAACCGUAUAUUACAUUGUAAAUGACAAAAAAUUGAGCAGAGUGUAAGAGGCAGAAAAAGAAUAAUUUAUUAUAUAAUGAUCAAAUUUAUGAUUAAGCUAUAAAUAUUUUUGUUGAUUAUAUAUUUUAAAAAUCAUCUCUUUAUCAAGUUGCUGUAUUUAAUUAAAAAGUUUGACUCCAUUCUGUAAAUUGAGUGAAAUUUAAUUAGACAGAGUACAAUGUGCAAAUUUAGCUGUUAUAUAUCAUCUUAUUACUAGAUUCGUAUUAAUUUAAAGAUUAUAUAAUCUUUAAAUUAAAUAAAGACAAUACACAUGUGAACAAUUAUUCUUUUAUUACUUACUGUAAUGUAUUAUGAAUUGAAUUGAAUUUCGAAAAAGCGUAGCAUAGGCCUAAGUACUGUUAGUACGUAAACUUUCUAAUAAUAACCUAUUACUCUAUUAGUGAUCCCUCGUCUAAUAGUGACCCACCCGGAGAUUAACCUAUAAUAAUACUCUAUACCAUGGGGUUACUAUUAGAGUCACCAAAACUAUAGAAAAAAUGACAUUCAAUCAACUGUUGUCCCUUUAACACGAUGUAUUCCUUAAAAUGGACAUUCUUCACAGUGCGAUUGCGUCGUCGAUGAUCCUUUCUUGAAUUUAUAAUUUGUUUUAAAUUUAUUUUAAACAUAUUUAUAGAGGAUUAAAAACAUACCAGGUGGUUGUUA
Anneissia japonica is the source of this 2114-nucleotide messenger RNA. RefSeq lists its product as uncharacterized. Bases 267 to 1223 code for a protein of 318 amino acids. Gene Ontology annotation, molecular function: G protein-coupled receptor activity. Lineage: Eukaryota; Metazoa; Echinodermata; Crinoidea; Comatulida; Comatulidae. Gene Ontology annotation, cellular component: plasma membrane. Gene Ontology annotation, biological process: adenylate cyclase-activating G protein-coupled receptor signaling pathway; inflammatory response; positive regulation of cytosolic calcium ion concentration. The transcript is spliced from 2 exons. The record is from RefSeq and is a predicted model, not a curated record.